AUGAAGAAGAAGACCUUGCAGCAAGAGCUUGAGGAUUUAAAGGUGGCCCACCUCCUCAGCCGGGAAGCAUUUGUAGCUGGAAUACAGGCUGAGAGAAAGAAAACUGAGGCUGUCCAAGAAGAACUGGACCAACUCCAGACUUCCUACAAGGAGCUGCGAUGUAAGUAUGAAGCAGACAUUUCUCUGGUGAGGCAGGAGGUGAAACGUGAGAAAGACGCCAACAUAGAAAGAGAGAAAGAGAAUCUGAAGCUCGUCAACAACCUGAGAGCUGAGAAGGAGGAGCUCUUCCAGAAAAUGGGAAGAGAGAUUAUAAUUCUGAGAAAGAGAGAGAAGCAGAUGCUAAAGAAAUUGGAUCAGGUUCAUGUUUCGCACAAGGAGCUAAAAGGUAGGUUUGAAACAGACAAUAUGGAUUUAAAGCAGCAGGUUGAAACCUACCAGAAGCAAAUAAAGCAGGAAAGAAAAGCACAUCUGGAGAAAUCCGAGAAGGACAAGGCGAGUCUGGACAAAAUGAGAGCUGAGUUUGCCGUCCUCCAACAAAACGCAACAACAGAAAUUCAAAUCCUUCAAGACAAGGAAAGCAGUGCCCAGGCUGAGCUGGAGAAGGUCAACGACCUGAGGAAGAUGAUAUACAACAAAAACACAUCACAGAUUCCCAAGAUGAGGAGGAAGAUUCACAGAGCCAAGUGGAUCCGGUCAAAGUCUUUAGGCAAGAGGUUUCUUCAGAGGAGAAACUCUCAGGAGAAACUUUAUCAGGUUGUUCCAAUGAUCCGGAAUCCUCAGAAGAGACAGAGAUCACUGGAGAAACAGUCCUGGAGGAUUUGGACAAUCCGGAUACUAAAAUCAUGCAGGAUGGGUCACAGUACGAGUGAUCAGACUCUGAUCCGGAUCCUGGUGAGCCACUCCGAGGUCGACCUGCAGAAGGUCGUAGAGGAGAACCGGGCAAUGUUUGAGAGAACCCUACAUGAGGACAUCUUGAGCGACACCAAAGGACAUUAUCAGAAAGUCCUGCUUGCGUUGUGCGGACCGAGUUAAAACCUCGGCCUCUGAGGAAGCAAAAAAUCAGUCAAAUUCAUGCUCUAAUAAAGUUUCUCUUUCCACUAUUUGUUUUACUGCUGCUGGUGGAAAAAAUACAAGAAAAAAAAUACAAGAAGAAUGAAAAAGUUUGCUUGUUUAUUGUUUGAAUUUGAGAUUAUAUCUGGAAAUUGUGUUUAAAUGGAGACGUGUCUGAUCCAACAUGCCUGCAGGAAGGACAUUUUAUGGCUAAUACUGAGAUUAACUGACACAAAUUCAAUAAAAAUACCUUUUUGAUUCCAAAGGAAAAUUAAAUGUUUUAACUGAUAUUAUCCAAGGUUCUUCUU
This is a messenger RNA of Xiphophorus maculatus (southern platyfish), 1358 nucleotides long. RefSeq names its product annexin A5-like. The transcript is spliced from 4 exons. Gene Ontology annotation, molecular function: calcium-dependent phospholipid binding; calcium ion binding. The record is from RefSeq and is a predicted model, not a curated record. Bases 1 to 1032 code for a protein of 343 amino acids. NCBI's taxonomy places the organism in Eukaryota, Metazoa, Chordata, Actinopteri, Cyprinodontiformes, Poeciliidae. Gene Ontology annotation, cellular component: cytoplasm.